This is a messenger RNA of Cajanus cajan (pigeon pea), 2078 nucleotides long. Its product is annotated as sulfoquinovosyl transferase SQD2. The record is from RefSeq and is a predicted model, not a curated record. Gene Ontology annotation, biological process: glycolipid biosynthetic process; sulfolipid biosynthetic process. Gene Ontology annotation, molecular function: UDP-sulfoquinovose:DAG sulfoquinovosyltransferase activity. Lineage: Eukaryota; Viridiplantae; Streptophyta; Magnoliopsida; Fabales; Fabaceae. Gene Ontology annotation, cellular component: chloroplast envelope.
AUAUCCAUUGGUAGAGUCCCUUCCAUGUGUUUAAGAUUCCUCUCUUUCCAAACACACACUUUCUCUCUCUUCCUUCCUUGCACUACACAACCCGCAACAUCGUAUCAUAUAAUUAAUCGCUGUAACUUUAUAUUAUACUCCUCUCUCUCGCCUUUGCAAUCAUCAUGAACAACACUACCACCUCUCUCUAUAUAAAUCCCUCUCUCUCUCCUCCUUUUCUCUCACCUCCCACAACACCACCCUCUUCUUCUUUUUCUUCCUUCCCUCGCAGCUCUCUUAGAUUUGCUUGUGUCAAGCACUUUGGACCCAAGCCCAUUACACCCUUUUGCAGAAAAGCGCGAUUGUGCUCUCUGCCAGGGUCAACGAGUGUCGAAAGGAGAAAAAGUUUCGUGCUUGGAGCCACCGACAUGACUAUAGCAGAGGAUAGUUUGCUGGAGGUGGUGGAGGAGGAAGAGGGUCCUCCUGAUUUUUCUUUGCUUGAUCCUGAAAGCAAUUCUAGGCCUCGUAGAAUUGCUCUCUUUGUUGAGCCUUCUCCUUUUGCAUAUGUCUCGGGAUACAAAAAUCGUUUCCAGAAUUUUAUAAAAUACCUUCGUGAAAUGGGAGAUGAGGUGAUGGUUGUGACGACGCAUGAAGGAGUACCCAAGGAGUUUUAUGGAGCCAAAUUAAUUGGAUCCCGAAGCUUCCCUUGUCCCUGGUAUCAGAAGGUACCCCUCUCUUUAGCACUUAGUCCAAGAAUAAUUUCUGCGGUUGCAGAGUUUAAGCCGGACAUAAUACAUGCAUCAUCGCCAGGCAUAAUGGUUUUUGGUGCCCUUAUCAUCGCAAAGCUUUUGAGUGUUCCAAUUGUCAUGUCAUAUCAUACCCACGUACCAGUAUAUAUUCCAAGAUACACCUUUAGCUGGCUGGUGCAACCCAUGUGGUGGGUCAUAAAAUUUCUGCAUACAGCAGCUGAUCUUACUCUGGUGCCAUCAGCUGCCAUCGGAAGGGAUCUUGAAGCAGCUAGAGCAACAGCAGCUAACAAGAUUCGUCUUUGGAAUAAGGGUGUUGACUCUGAAAGUUUCCAUCCCAAAUUCAAAUCCCAUGAAAUGCGAUUAAGACUGAGCAAUGGUGAACCUGAGAAGCCCUUGAUAGUUCAUGUUGGACGGCUAGGAGUUGAGAAGAGUUUAGAUUUUCUGAAAAGCCUCAUGGAUAGGCUUCCUGAAGCACGGAUUGCCUUUAUCGGAGAUGGACCCUACAGGGAGGAUCUAGAGAAGUUGUUUGAAGGCAUGCCAGCAGUGUUCACAGGAAUGUUAGGAGGGGAAGAACUAUCCCAAGCAUAUGCAAGUGGAGAUGUCUUUGUCAUGCCUUCAGAGUCAGAGACACUUGGCCUUGUUGUUUUGGAGGCCAUGUCAUCAGGGAUCCCUGUGGUGGGAGCACGUGCUGGUGGCAUCCCUGACAUAAUCCCUGAAGACCAAGAUGGCAAAAUUGGUUACCUUUAUACUCCUGGUGACCUUGAAGACUGUUUAAGCAAACUAAAGCCUCUUUUGGAAGACAAAGAGUUGAGAGAAACCAUGGGAAUUGCUGCAAGGUUAGAGAUGGAGAAGUAUGAUUGGAGGGCAGCCACUAGAAAGAUUCGCAAUGAAAACUACAAUGCUGCUAUUUGGUUCUGGCGCAAGAAAAGGGCACAACUUUUGAGACCCUUUCAGUGGCUAGCUAAACGGGUCUUCCCAUCCCCAGAAGUCAACUCAUUGGGUGAUUGAUGUGAAUGCUUCUGAGUUUUGGAUGAUUCCUUGGAAGAUGAUUAUUGCUUUGGCUUUAAGGAAGCCUUGUAUGGGACAUAAGUGUGGUUGAUUAUGUAAUGCAUUCAUUUGAUUGAUGUAUAUAAUGGGACAAAAAUUAAGGAUUGUGCCAUUAGAGUGGAUUAGAGUUGAAUGUCAAUUCAUAUGCUGAUGUACUGGAUAGUGUAAUUGUGCAACCAGUAAAGGGAGAACUAUUCAUGUUUUACCACGCCAGUAUGCGACAUGGUAGAAAAGUAGUGAUUAAAUGCAAUUGACCCUUGUUGGGUGGAUCCAAGACACAGAUUGACAACAAGAUAUUACAAA